This is a messenger RNA of Nelumbo nucifera (sacred lotus), 966 nucleotides long. The record is from RefSeq and is a predicted model, not a curated record. Lineage: Eukaryota; Viridiplantae; Streptophyta; Magnoliopsida; Proteales; Nelumbonaceae.
UAGAUUCUGCAGAUAAUAUGCUUUAUAUGUUUUUGGUUUUUUGGUAGCUUACAGCCUUUCACCAUUCAUGUUCCUUCUUGGGAUGGGUGGGUGCUGCUUGUUCCUUGCCCUUUAUUAUUUUUCCAAUCAUCCAAGGAAAAGGAAGGAAGGUGUACCAUGUUUUUCUUAUGCAAAUUAACUUGUUAUGUUGCUACUUAUGUUGGAAUUCUUCAGUGUGGAAACAGGCAAUGGAAGUUCUGCUAGAAAGAAGGCCCUCAUUGUAAAUCUUAUAUGUUCUUGUAGAGAAAAAGAAGUGAAGUUUCUUAUUCGAACACUGGUUCGUAAUUUGCGAAUUGGGGCCAUGAUGAGAACUAUUUUGCCAGCAUUAGCACAAGCUGUUGUACUAAACUCAUUCUCCAGUCCUCUUGGUGAAGGAACACUUGGAAACCUAAAGGGGAAACUUCAGGUUUGAUGCAUAUAGCUUCAGUAUUUUUUUUUUUUUUUUGAGAAAAAUUUAACCAGGAUUCAUUAAAGGAAGAAGAGGUACAUGAGAAGAUGUACAAAGCAGGGGAAGAACCCCUACAAAUUACAAAGGAGGAAGCUUGUCGCUAUACAAAUGCUCCAAAUACACACCACAUUUGGCUAAGCCAUCUGCUGUAUGAUUGUGUCCCCUAGGAAUCCAAACUAAUUUUACAAGGGGUAAGCAUCUCUAUUGAGAUCAUUGACUGAGAGUCCUUUGAACAGAUUGUCAAAGAGGCAUUUGUUUCUUUCAUCCCAAACUCCCCACAAGACUGCAUGUAGCACUGAUUGUCAAUAAACUUUAUCCCUUUUACUUAAACCUGUUCCUUGCCAUUGAUGCAAAAAGUCCAUAAUGUGCUCUGAUAUAACCCAGUUGUGACCAGCCAUUUUAAAGAAAUGGAAACAAAUCUUUUGGGUGAACUUGCAGUGAAGAAAAAUGUGAUCUGCUGAUUCACCUUCACUGAAGCA